Molecule: messenger RNA, 1692 nt
Organism: Neomonachus schauinslandi (Hawaiian monk seal)
Lineage: Eukaryota; Metazoa; Chordata; Mammalia; Carnivora; Phocidae
Gene: TTC24
Product: tetratricopeptide repeat domain 24
Exons: 9
Coding region: 1-1692 (563 amino acids)
Molecular function (GO): protein binding
Source: RefSeq, a predicted model, not a curated record
AUGUCUUUCUCCAACCCUGAGGAUGCCCCCCAAGAGCCUGAGCCAGAGCCCUCAACCUCCAAGAAGAAAAAGAAGAGAAAGCAGCCACAACAAGAGGCCAGCAUCCAAGCCCUCACCAGGGCUGGCCACGGAGCCCUACUGGCUGGCCGGAACCACGAAGCUUUGACCAGCUUCCAGAGGGCCUUCAUCCUGGCCUCUGAGGCCCCACAAACUCGGGACACCCCUGUUCUCCGGGCCUGUGCCUUCAACCUGGGGGCCGCCUACGUGGAGACUGGGGACCCAGCCAGAGGCCUUGAGCUGCUCCUGCGAGCCCAACCUCAAGAGAAGGUGCAGGGCGGGUGUCCUGGCGACCAGUGUUUCAACGUGGCUUUGGCCUACCAGGCCCUGGGCAAGCUGCCUCAAGCUUUGGCUUGGUACCACAGGGCCUUGGGUCACUACCGGCCACUCGGUGACCAGGGGCAAGCCCAGGCAAAAAUGGGAGCCUGCUACCAGGCUCUGGGACAGCCUGAGCUAGCAGCCCGCUGUCUGCAGGAGGCCAGCCGGGCCUAUGCCCAAGCAGGGCAGCCCCAGGCUGCAGCCCUGGCCGCAGGGGCUGUGGCGGGGUGCAUGCUGGAGAGCGGGCGGCAUGGGGUGGUUGAGGUGGUGCAGGUGCUGGAGGAGAGCCAGAGGCUUGCCGAAAGGAGCCCCGAGCGGGGACUGCUGGGGCAGCUCUAUAACGACCUCGGCCUGAGCUACUCCCAGCUCCGACUGUUCCCGCUAGCAGCAGAGGCCUUCCUGCGGGCCCUGCCCCUGUGCCGGGGGCCAGGAGAGGAGGCCACGGUGCUGAGAAACCUCGGGGCGGCCCACAGUGCCCUCGGCAACUAUCAGGAAGCCCGGGACUUUCACCAGAAGGCUGCUGACCUGCACGGCUCUGUGGGGCAGCGGCGGGAGCAGGGCCGGAGCUUCGGCAGCCUAGCAUUUGCACUGAGCCAGCUGGGGGACCACAGAGCAGCCCGAGACAGCUACCUGCAUGCCCUGCAGGCUGCCCGGGACACCGGGGACACGAAGGGGCAGUGGCAGGCCUGCGAGGGGCUGGGGGCUGCGGCAGCCAGACUGGGGCAGCACGACCAGGCCUUGCGGUACUAUAAGGAAGCUCUGGCCCGGAGUCAGAAGGAGCCAGACUCUGUGCGGGAUCGGCUGGUGGCCAAGCUGGCAGACGCCAUGAAGACCCACUUGGCCCAGGCUGGGCUUGUCCCCACGUACACCCUGACUUCGGCGCUGGGGAGGCCCCAGGCUCCAGGUGCAGCCAGGCCCCCAGCCAGGGCGGGAAGGGGCAGAGCAGAAGUGCUGCACAGGUCUUCGGGUGGGUGGGAAGAAGAAGAGUGUGUGGAGGGCCAGGAGGAGAGAGAGGACCAGCCACCACCCGAUGUCCCCGUGGCGUCUUGGGCACAGAGACUGGAGUCUUUCUCUUUCCACCGUGUGAUUCUUGGUGCAGAGAGGCCUGUGAUAAAUGUGCCUGUCUCUCUCCAUCCAGGUCCAGGACCUGGGGCCCAUCUCCUGCUUGGAGGCCAAGGCCCCCUCCAAAUGGAGCAGCCUGGCAUUCUGGUACCCAAUGGCCCCCAAGCCAAUAGGUCGUCCAGAUGGCCCAGGGAAACCCCCUGCAGAAACCCUCAGAGGAGACCCACGGAGUCUGGCUUCUGUGUGAUAACGUGA